Chrysemys picta bellii (western painted turtle) is the source of this 2137-nucleotide messenger RNA. The record is from RefSeq and is a predicted model, not a curated record. NCBI's taxonomy places the organism in Eukaryota, Metazoa, Chordata, Testudines, Emydidae.
AUGAAGAAGACCGCGUUUGCCACUCCAACAGGUCUGUACCAAUUCACCCGGAGGCCCUUCAGCCUCCACGGAGCCUCUUCCAUGUUUCAGCAGCUGAUGGACCGUGUCCUCCAACCCCAUCGAGACUAUGCGGCCACCUACUUGGACGAUGUGAUCAUCUACAGCCGCCACUGGGAGGAUCAUUUGGUAUGGGUAGCUGCAGUCCUGAGAUCCCUGCCGGUGGACGGCCCAAAUUUCAACCGGGACUUCGUCCUCCAAACGGACGCCUCAGAGAUAGGACUGGGCGCCGUCCUGUCCCAAGAGAUAGAUGGAGAAGACCAUCCGGUCUUAUAUAUUAGCCAGAACUACGCGGAGGUGAAGGAGGCCCUGGCGGUGAAAUGGGCUUGUGAUGCCCUACGUUACUACGUGCUUGGAGCCCCAUUCACCCUAGUCACUGACCACGCCCCGCUUCAGUGGAUGACUGCUGCAAUGCUGGGACUCCUCCCUGCGCUCCCCUGCCUGCUUCUCCUCUGCCUGCCGAGCUUCAGCUCUGGCUCCGAUGACGACGGCACUGUGGUGCUCACCACCAGUGGCCCCAUCCGGGGCAAGCGCCUCCAGGCUGGCUCCAGCACAGUGACGGCCUUCCUGGGCAUCCCCUACGCCGAGCCCCCCGUGGGGACCUUGCGCUUCCAGAAACCGCUUCCCCACCAGCCCUGGAGCCAAAUCCUGGAAACCACCAGCUUCGGCAAUGUCUGCCCCCAGCCUUCGCUUCCUACUUACCCUGAGGCCAAAUUAUUGACACCCACAAUGCCGCAGUCUGAGGAUUGCCUCUUCCUCAAUGUCUGGGUGCCCCAUCCCCGGCCCCCUGCACCAGCCCCCAUCCUCAUCUGGAUCCACGGCGGUGGGUUCUUCACCGGGGCAGCCUCCCUCGAGAUCUAUGAUGGGCGCUUUUUAGCAGCAACCGGGAAAAUUAUCGUGGCCUCCAUGAACUACCGGCUGGGGGCCCUGGGCUUCCUGUCUCUGCCCCCGGCCGCCCCGGGGAAUGCCGGCCUGUGGGACCAGCGCCUGGCGCUGCGCUGGCUGCGGGACAAUGCAGCCGCCUUUGGUGGGGAUCCAGCCCACGUGAUGCUUUCCGGCCAUGGCUCUGGGGCUGCGUCAGUCGGCUUCCAUCUCCUCUCCCCGGGGAGCCGGCCCCUCUUCACCCGCGCCGUGCUGCAGAGUGGAUCCCCCACAGCACCCUCGGGUUCGAGUUCACUUGAGGAGGCCAAGGAGAGAGGCCAGAGGCUGGGGCAGCUGCUGGGCUGCACCGAUAGCGAUGACACGGCCCUGGUGGGCUGCCUGCAGGGGAAGGAAGCAGGGGAGUUCCCCAAACACGAGUUCUCCGUCUUGCGCCACAGGGAGCUGCUGGGAAUGCCCUUUGUUCCAACAACAGAUGGGGAUUUCCUGCCUGAUUCACCAUCAAGACUCCUGCAGGCUAAGCAGAGCCAGCCUAUACCCAUCGCAGCUGGUUUCACUGCCAACGAAGGCUCCUACCUGCUACUCUUUGCUGCCCCCACCUUACAGCUGCAGAACGCCAGCAACGUCGGUAUGGAGGAGCUACUGCAGGUGUUGAAGCUGAUGGUGCCAGGGGCACCAGAAGAGGCCGUCCAGGCUGUGGCUCGGUGGUACAGCCAGGAGGGGGAGAAGCAGGGUGAGGCACAGUAUCGAUGGGCCAUGGAACAAAUUGUUGGUGACUACAUCGUUGUGUGCCCAGUAGCCGAGGUGGCUAGGCGAGAAACAGAGGCCGGCAAUCCCGUGUUUGCCUACAGCUUCAACCAGCGCCCCAGUGGAUUGUCUACAGCAGAAUGGACAGGGGUGCCACAUGGCUCUGAGCUCCCCUAUCAGUUUGGAACUCUGCGGUCCCUGACAGGAGCCAACUCCACGCACACAGAGGCUGAGGAAGUGCUGAGCCGCACGAUGAUGCAAUGGACUGCAGAGUUCGCCAGGGCCGGGAUGCGCACAGAGGAUGAGGGCAGGGACAGAAAGCGGACCCAGUAUGACCCCACAAAACAAAACUUCGUACACAUCAAAAUAAACUCGGCCCAGAUUGAGGAGACACCCCUCACGGAACGCUGCAGCCUCCUAGCAUCGCUGCUCGCAAAGAAGCCAAGCCCCACAG